Apodemus sylvaticus (European woodmouse) is the source of this 1002-nucleotide messenger RNA. RefSeq names its product serine rich single-pass membrane protein 1 (gene Ssmem1). The transcript has 3 exons. NCBI's taxonomy places the organism in Eukaryota, Metazoa, Chordata, Mammalia, Rodentia, Muridae. The record is from RefSeq and is a predicted model, not a curated record. The coding region runs from base 1 to 735 and encodes 244 amino acids.
AUGGGAGACCUUUUGUCUUUAUUUUGGGAGGUGGACCCUCCUCCCAUACCUCUCAGUUUUACCAUUCCCAGCCAGGAUGCUGAGUGCCGGAAAGAUGACUCUUGCGGGACAAUAGGGAGUUUCCUGCUCUGGUAUUUCAUCAUCAUCCUGGUCCUCCUGUUCUUCUCUCGGGCUUCAGUCUGGAUGUCUGAGAGCAAGAGGGAUGAAGACAGCGGGACCAGUGCUUCACUGAGUAAAGCAAGCAAAGAAACUCCCUGUAAGCGACAAAGUAGAGAAGGGUCCUGGGACUCCUCACUAGUGAUGAAGAAACCAAAGCAGAACCAACUUUCCCCAGUGACUGACUCCGAGGCAGCUUUGGUCAGCGCCUACCUUGAACAAAGGCGAGCCAGGCGCCAUUCCCAGUUCCACCGGGUGAAUCAGGUCCAGCAAGAUAGUGACACCACUGAGUGUGACAGCGAGGAAUCGAACUCCGGAGCGUCGUCCUGGAAGGAGAGUGAAAGUGAUCAUCAUCCGUCACCUGCCAAUAUGAAGAGGAGGAAGUCAGUGUCCAGGCAAAGGGAUAUGGAGAACUAUGAAGUCAGAGAAAGGCCCUGUCUCCACUGCAAAGCCAUGAGAACCAGUGAGUGGCUGACGCGGCACUUCCCAGCGAGCGCUUCGGUAACAGCUGCCAUGCAGGGAGAGACUCAGGAGGAGCAUUUGACACCCGGCACCAACACAAAAUUCAGCAACUUUUGAAUUUGGCAUCCUUACCUUAACUUGAAGUCAAAAAGAGGAGGUGAAUAAAACAUGGAAACCAGAGUUGUAGGUGAGGGAGACGUUCACAAUAAAGCCUCUUUACCACACCAACAGUAUAAUUGGAACCCAAGACAAUGUCAGAUUUCAGACAAAUUCAUUGUUUUAAACAAAGUCAGGGAGUUUGUUCAUGCUCCCGUGGGAACACGGAAGACCUGUAUCUUCUAUGAUUUUUUUUUUAAGUCAAAAGAGCCCAGGGCAGAUAGUCCA